Molecule: messenger RNA, 1062 nt
Organism: Hypoxylon fragiforme
Lineage: Eukaryota; Fungi; Ascomycota; Sordariomycetes; Xylariales; Hypoxylaceae
Exons: 1
Coding region: 1-1062 (353 amino acids)
Biological process (GO): snoRNA splicing
Cellular component (GO): U2-type spliceosomal complex
Molecular function (GO): metal ion binding
Source: RefSeq, a predicted model, not a curated record
AUGGCCGACGGGGAUCCUCCAAGCACUACUGUUGCUGCUGCGACAGAUGCUCCCAUCGCUCCAGUAGCCAUCUUCAAGAAACGAGGCGCGAAAGGCAAGGCAAAUAUUAGGAAACGUCCAGCAACACCUCCUCCUGCCAAUUCCGAUAGCGAUGACGAUGACUAUACCUCAUCUGAGGAUGAGGCAGGACAACGAGUCAAGCGGCGCAAGAAGAACACAGCCGUCGUGACAGCUUCAUCUAAAGACAACGCAGCACGUACCAAACAAGAUCACGGCGCCACUAUCUUCGAGGCCGACCGUAGCGUACCUAUUACCAGCACAAACGACGCCACUAAGCAAACCAACUGGUUCGAUGAAGACGCGAAUUUGUUAGGCAAGACACGGCCACUCCCCAAAUCAAAUGACACACCAGAAGUCACGCGACAACCCGAUGGUACCUACAAAGGCCUAGCGAAUCAGGCGAAAUACAUACAGAGAAAUCCGAAUGCACCGAAUCGGACGGUCGGGCCCAUCAAAGCCGCGACCAACAUCAGAACCAUCACGGUCACCGACUUCGCGCCCGACGUGUGCAAAGAUUAUAAGCAAACGGGCUUCUGCGGCUUCGGCGAUAACUGCAAGUUUUUACAUGCUCGUGAGGAUUACAAGCAAGGCUGGCAACUAGACCGAGAAUGGGAGAAUGUCACCAAGGGCAAGAAGAACGUCGGAGGGAAAGUGGUUGCUAGCGCGAACCGCGAUGGAAAUGCCGACGAUGAUGGCAUGGAUCCGGCCGAAGAAGCUCUGCUAGAGAAGAUUCCGUUCGCCUGCAUCAUAUGCAAGGGCCCGUACAAGGAGCCUAUAGUGACCAGAUGUCAACAUUAUUUCUGCCUACCUUGUGCUCUACAAAGGUACCGGAAAGAUCCGAGCUGUGCUGCCUGCAGCGCGGGUACGGGAGGAGUAUUCAAUACUGCCAAAACGCUGAACAAGCUGCUAGAUAAGAAGAAGGAACGACAGGCUUGGAAGAGACAAAAGGCUUUGGAGGCAGGAGAAGAACUGCCUGAAGAUGAAGAGGAUCCUAGAAACUGA